This is a messenger RNA of Blastomyces dermatitidis ER-3, 5431 nucleotides long. RefSeq lists its product as hypothetical. Bases 1133 to 3781 code for a protein of 882 amino acids. The record is from RefSeq and is a predicted model, not a curated record. The transcript has 2 exons. Lineage: Eukaryota; Fungi; Ascomycota; Eurotiomycetes; Onygenales; Ajellomycetaceae.
UGCUCUUCCCGAACGACGGGACGGGAUCAAUCUUGCUUCUGCUUCUUCCUUGCUUCCAUACGGAGUACACACACACAUACACACAUACAUACAACACACACACACAACAUAACUCUCUCUCCCUCUUUCUCUCCUUCUCCUUCUUCUUCUUCUUCUUCUGGCUUCAUUUUACUCAAUGCAUUCUUCUUCUUUUCCUACUUCUACUGCCCAAUUGUCUGGUCUCUGAUCCACCCAAGCCCAAGCUUUCUCUUCCCCUGGUCAUUAUAACAGGACUUGUUAUAUGAUAUGAGAAGAAGAUACUCUCUAAUAUAACUACCUAGCUAUAGGCCCCCCCCAGGACUAUGCUCCAAUAUAUCCAUCCAAUAUAUAUAUGACCAGUCCAGUCGAAGAAUGGAGAUGAGAAAAUAGACCUUGUCCUCCUCUCCUUUUAUCAUAUCAUCUCCAAAUACUACUACUGCUACUGCUACUACUGCUACUACUGCUACUGCUGCUGCUAUUAUUACCCAUUCUCCUUGCUUACUAUUCCAUUCCUUACAUUUAUUGUUAUUACACUACGGAGUACUGCCACAAAGAUCAUCGCUCUCUCUGCCCCCCCCCCGUCCAUCUCGCUUUUUGCACGUGCUCUCUCCUUCUCCUCCUCUCUUCCUGUCGGCUCUCAGAUCUCAUUCUCUCUCUCUCAUUCUCUCUCUCUCUCUCUCUCCCUCUCGCUCUCCCCAACUUAUCCACUCAUUCUUUUAAUUUUCUUUUCCUUUCCUUUUCCUCGUCCUUACACACUCGCUUCCUUGCUUGAAUAAAUAUCCCCAGCUCCAUAAAUCCCCCAAUUGGGAUUGCUGCUAGCUAGCCACAAUUCUCCGCUCCUUUUUUAACUGGUAUCUGCUCGUCCUCCCCCAGGGAUAUUAGCCCCCAUCCCAUUUUUUCCCCUUCAAGGGUGCCCUGGUUCCUUAAUUCUCCCUCCCCCCGGGCUUCGCGUCUUCCUUUGGACAAGGACAGGAUUAAACUAAAUGACAACGGGGGUCCUUUCAUAUCCCUCCGUCGCACUGCUCGCCCGCCCGCCCCUCCUCCUCCUCCUCCUUCUCCUCCUCCAUCCUCGUCGAAUGCGGAAUAGUGGUUGCCCCAUUGACUCCCUCCUGUCAUGUUUGACUCUGUUCCCAGUGCGAUUGGCAUUAACACCAGGAAUAGCAAGGACAACAAAAACCACGGCAAGAAGAGCAUUGAUAAAAAUAAUAAUACUCCGUAUCCGUCUGCGUCUGCGUCUGCAUCUGCGUCAACUUCCUCCUUUUCUUCCCCCGGCUCGCAAUGGUAUUACAACCAAAGCUGUGACCAUUUGCCGCCGCCAAUGUCAUCUACCUCCACCGUCCCUGAAUCCCCUGCUGUAGGCCGCUCGCGAUCCUCCACCCGUAGUCCUAUCCGCCUCUCUGUCUUCGGUGCUCGCUCUCGAUCCAAUACUGCCACCUCCAGCUCCUCCUCCUACAAGUCCCCGGCCUCGUCUCUGACCAGCGGCGACUCCGCGUCGCGCAGAUCUUCUCAAGACGGUCGAACCCUUUCCAGUGCCACCUCCCUCGUUUCUGAGAAAGAAGCAAGCACCGCAAAGUCCUUCCUGUCGCGCGGCAGUCGCAUUCUUCGGCGCAAGGGAAGCAAAUUUAGCAUUUCUUCCACCCUAACCCUAGACGAGGAAGACGAAAUGGCCAGAGGAUCUCACUCUGCAUCCCAGAGGAUGGAUGGCGUUGGAAUAUUCCAUCGCAGCCACAGGUCGCGACACAGCGGCACCCAUUCCCUAAAACAGAAUAUCUCUGACCCCUUCGAUUUCCAACACGUUACACACACAAGCCCUAGUCAGCUCCCGCCUAUGGAUAGUUGCCAGCUUGAUGAUAUAGUUACGGAAUUCUCCGUCAUUAGAGCCUCCCAGCGUCCUGGCCACGAGCUGAAGGGAAUCAGGGCUGAAAGCUUACAUUUCCAAAACUUUUCCUCUGACAAUAUCUCCAUCAAAAAUGAUGCCAGCCCGUGCACUUCAGACUCAAGGUCCCAGCACGCCCAUAGCCGCCCUACAUCGUCUGAUGUACGCACCUCACCUACAUCUCCUUCUAGGCUUCAAUCACACCUCAAUUCUCGAUCAGUCGAGAACUUUUCUCGCCCAGUGUCCCGACUGUCGAGGCAACAAUCGUCACCCUCGAUGAUUGCGCCUCCUCGAUCAUCUUCAAAGCUAGCAACACCUGACAUCCCCGAGCCAUCACCUCAAACCAUUGAUGCCCUGCUUGGCCUUCACUCGACCUUCGCGGUCCCAGAGACACUGUACGAUGAUACGCAAGAACAACACUUGCCAAAGCUAGAUCUCCCCAGCGUUUUCCCCGAUGUCGGACAUACUCUCAUUCCCGAUGAUGAUAUGCCAGUAAUGACUCGGUCGCCAUCAAACAUCCUCGCCUUUGAUCUCGCAGAUGUUCCAGAGGAGGACGAGACUGCUAUGUCCCGCAAUAAUGACGCCCGAAACUCUACUAUCGCAACUUCUUCGGAGCCAUUCCGCUUUGGCCAGUCCACUCCUAGAGUCGACUUCGAUAAACCCCUACCGGCAGUACCUUCGCCUAAACAACUUAUACCAGAGCCGCUCGGAUCACCCACGAUCCCAACACUUCAUGGUGACUCUAAUGAAGCUUUUGCACAGAAGAGGUGGAAAUCGAACAAGCGGCGAUCGAUAUUCCAACGCCCUCUGGAUGACUUGUCUUGGGAGGACGACAUCGAUUAUUGCUAUGAGCAUGCUGCGGAGUCCAAUUCGAAUUUCGAUUGGCGACGCACCUCGUUUGAAGAGGUGGAAAUGAAGUCGAAACUCGAGAGGCUGACUAUUCAUGCAAGCCCCGCGGCUGACCCUGACACGCCAAUUGCAAUCCAGAAUCAAGGCAGCCGUGAGGGAUCAGAACACAGCGACCAGAACACCAUCAAUGCCAGCUCCUUUUCAGCACCAUCGUUCACAACCCCAAAUUAUGAUGUUACCCCAAUGACUUCGACAAGUCCUCUCCCGUGUGUUCAAAUUGAUACGUUGUCACAGGCUGAUUACUUCAGAGACGAGCAUGUUCCCAUCUUGUCUUCGCCAUUUGGAGAUGACAUUGUCUCAAGUCAAGCCUACCAUGGAUUGAUUCCUAUCGACCAAAAAGUCGACGAAAAUUAUCCAUUGUAUGCCCAUGUCCAGGUGGACGAGCCCUUCGAUUCUCCUCGCGGCAGUUGCUCCGAAAUUAGCAAGUGCAACUCAGAGGAAAGCAUUAUCCUGUCCCGCGCAGCAUCGGUCGCACGAAAGCAUCGCUCUUCGCUAUCCACAACGAGUGUUCCCGAAUUAGUGCAUAGCUCCAACUGCAGCCACUCGGCCUUGGACCGCGACUCCGUGUGCUCUGCCGGCGAACAACACCCACAGCAGCAGACAAAGGAAACCCUGCCCGCACCCACGCUUUCCCCCGUCCCCCGCCCACGCCCAAUCACCACACAUCAACGAAGCAAGAGUCUAGCGCGCGAGCUGACCCAGCGAUCAAACCCCAGCAUCUCUCCAAAUUCCAUCGAUAGCUAUACCUCCGGCAUCUCGUCUGCCCCAACAAUGCCGUACCACGAUCGUGCCAAGUCUGUAUCCGCCCUGGACCUGCGCCAGCCUACGUCCCCUGUAAAGUCUAAAGCCCCCGAGCCCCGAAAGCGAUCUGCCACCAUCACCCGUGGGUCCAGCGGUCGGAGGGCUCGGAAGUCAUACUCGCUUUUCCCUACUGCAGCUGCGGCAGCUCCCGCGCCCGUCGCCCCUGCAUCGCGGUGAAGAAAAAGUAUAAAUGCAGAGCAGAAAGGGAAAGAGCAACACAGUUUCACCGUUGUUGGGGAUGUGGGUUCGCACUCUGACCGCUAAUUUCGUUUCUUGUGGUACUCUGGAGGGAGGGGUGAAAGGACUCCCCCUCUUGGCCUGUAUAACUUCACUACCGGUACAUUACCUCGCAUAGUAUUUUUUCUCUUAUUCCCCUUUUUUAUAAACAUCCCAUUUUUUCAUUUCUCCAUUCUUGCCUAAAAAACAAAAACUUGUACCCCUAUAUAGAUAGACGGCAGUUGGUUUGUUUUCCCCCUCAUUCUUUCUUGCUUCUCUCAUUUCCCCUCCUUUCCUGUUUCCUGAUCUUGUCGCGCCCGGAAAAGUUUUGAUGUAACAUCAAAAAAGGAAAAGCUCGAUCGUUUUUUACCGUCCCUCAUCCCCUUACAUACUGCUGGCAUUUAUGACCUCGUUUUUUAUUUGUUUUAUUCAUCAAUCACUCACACAUCGUCUACUUCCCUCUUUGCUUCCCCGCCCACUCUGCCUACCCUGCCUUUUCAUUUUAUUUUUCGUAAAAGUCCAUAUACAUAUAUGGCAAAGACAUUCGUUUUUAUACCCCACACACACACACUCAGUCAGCCUUUUUUGAUCUCAUGAGCCACGACCUUCUUUUAUUUUCAUUUCAUUUCAUUGUUUUUCUUUGCCGCAGCAUUUAUAUUACCUACCUACCUACCUACCUAUCUACCUACUACAUCAUAACUUCAUGUUGUUACAUACAUAUACAUCGCAUAAUCAUUUGCAUAUAUAUUUUAUCGAUUUUUCUUUCAUCAUUCUACCUACUGUCAUUUGUUAUUCAUGCGAUCUAUAUUUCCUUUUCCAUUUUUUAUAUUUCAUAUUCAUUCUUUUAAUAAAUUGCUAUUCACUACAUAUUUCACAUUCACUCUGAAAAUUUUUGUUUUUCCUUAUUUCUCUUUUUCUUCUCACUUCGCCAUCUCAUGUUCUCAUAUUUUUUUCCCCUUCGCCUUAGGUUUGGCUUGGUGCAUGCGUGGGAAGGAAGGGGGUUCUUGUCGGUUGAAUUUGUCGGGUGGAUUAGUUGGCUCCGUUCUUUUUUUUUUUUUUUUUUUUUUUUCUUCCUUUUCGUUCGGCUUUUUCAUAUCUUCAUUUUUACUCUCGUUUUGGCAAAGGGCGGGCAGGCGGGGCAAAGCUACUUUACCUCAAUUGUGGUGUAUGAGCUUGAGAGGGGGAGGUCAUAUUGGUUUAUCAGUUUAUUACUAUUAAAAUGCAGGAGAAGAAGAAGGAAAUGAGAGAUAUAUAAAAAAGAAAUCAGAUGUUUCAGUACUUUCUGCCUUGCUUGCUUUUUUCAUCAGCUUUGUUUUUAUCUUUGUUCCACUGUCUGUUGUUUUGCCUAUUAUUUGCACAUUUACAAAUGGUUGGAGAGGUAUUACAUGCUGAUUUGUCUGGUUUUUUUGUAGCUAUUGUGAAAAGAAUGGUUGAAUUGGUUUUUGUUUAUUUCGUGUGGCAAGAUAUUUUCGUUUAUAUAUCUGACAUCUGCUCAAUUUUGUAAUUUGUGUUUUUAAUAAAAGGAAAUUCUUUGUAUGUAACUAGUUAUCUCAUCUUUAAGAAAUUGAUUAGUUGAACAAGCAAGUCUGUUGAAAGAUGGAAGAAUAAAAU